GGUUCAGUGAUUAUCAUGGGUUAUAAAAUUGUAUCUGUUCUCGCAUCUGUUGUGGCUUUUUCCUCAUGGAGCUAUUAUUUUCCAGUGGAUAAACCAACAGAUCAAAGGAUGGUUCAUUUUCCAUCGCAMAUGCAGCCAAUAAAAAAGAUGGAAAAUAGGGAAAGGAAAUUGAAAGAGCAGCAGACGAUUGUAGUUGUAAAGCAGAAAGAYUUCAAAGCAGAACCUGUUAUAGACGUGACGAUGCCACAUCCCUCAGAAAAACUCUGUUUCACAUCUACAGUCUCCACGUUGAGUGGAUCCUUCCCUCUUGGCACAGUGUUCACCAUUCUUCUGAUUCACAUGUGUGGAGCUGAUUUGGUGGCAGCUGUGUCUGCAGGGAUUCUCCACCUGUUCUCCAUCAAUGUCUUCAUCGACUUGGUGUUUGGGGUGAUCACUCUUUACCACAURAACAAGAUGAAGCGUGAGAGAGAAGAAUUGGUGAAGACGAACUCUGAGCUUCAGAGGAAGCUCCAGGUGACGGAGCAGGACWGCAGGGAUKAAGCUGCUACGCUGCAGGAAGUGAAGAACAAACUGAAGACAUGGAUGCAUCACAUCAGAGUCACAGCGGAGGACAUGGAGGCUGAGACAGAAGAAACCAAACUGAAGCUUCAGGCUCAGAAGGAGAAAGUGACCAUUUUUAACCAAUCUGASUAUAUGAAGAUGGUGGGGGAUGAAAUGCAGGUGGAAACUGGACAAGACUAAGAAAAGAUGAUACAAACAUUAAAAAUGAGAGUUUUUUUAUCUACAGAGGGAGGGUAAUUGGUUCAGACAGUCAACACAGAAAAUAUUCAUAUUAAUAUUGUAAAGAGU
Messenger RNA from Poecilia reticulata (guppy), 849 nucleotides. Lineage: Eukaryota; Metazoa; Chordata; Actinopteri; Cyprinodontiformes; Poeciliidae. The record is from RefSeq and is a predicted model, not a curated record.